UGUUGAUACUUGUUGCUGAAAUUGGCCCGCCUCAUUAGCCUUUUUUCCUCCUAUAAAACCCCUCAAAUUCUCAUGCUGUUCUUCAUUGCCACAAUCUCCAGAAACAAGAAUACAAAACCUUGAAGUAUCAUCCUAGCUAGACCUCUAGCCAUGCUUCCAGGUGAGCUCACAGGAAUUCGCUAUCUAACAGCUGAUCAAAAUCUGGUUCCAUUUCCGGCUAAUUUCGGCAUGAUGCAACAAAGCAACAUACCAUCCUUCCAUUUCAACAGGCUCUUAAGCAACUUGCAGAAUUCAUCCUUACCUCAACCAGUUUAUGAAUUCGCUCCGCAGUCCUCGAGUCUCAGCAACAACUCAACUUCAGACGAAUCCGAGGAACACCAACUGAGCAUCAUCGACGAAAGGAAGCAGCGGAGAAUGAUUUCCAAUAGAGAGUCCGCCCGUAGGUCAAGGAUGAGGAAACAGAAGCACCUAGACGAGCUAUGGUCUCAGGUGGUUCGGUUGCGAACUGAGAACCACAAUCUGAUAGACAAGUUGAGUCAUGUGUCUGAGUGUCAUGACCGUGUUCUUCAAGAGAAUGCAAGGCUCAAACAAGAAGCUUCUGAUUUUCGCCAAAUGCUUACUGACUUUCAAAUUGGCAGUCCUUUCACUACUACUGCUUUAAGGGAUCUUGAAGAGGUCCCCUGCAACACGGCCCAUCUCAGAGCUGAAUCCUCAAACCGAUCCAUCACUAGUUCCGUGGACUUGCUUCAUUGAAAACAAGAGAUCUUUUGCCAUUUUAAUAACUACUUCAUGUUCCUUCUGUUGUGAUAAUUAUCAAUGAGUAUUUGCCUUAACUUUAGCUUA
Messenger RNA from Populus nigra (black poplar), 843 nucleotides. Its product is annotated as basic leucine zipper 43. Lineage: Eukaryota; Viridiplantae; Streptophyta; Magnoliopsida; Malpighiales; Salicaceae. The transcript has a single exon. The record is from RefSeq and is a predicted model, not a curated record. Gene Ontology annotation, biological process: regulation of DNA-templated transcription. Bases 151 to 753 code for a protein of 200 amino acids. Gene Ontology annotation, molecular function: DNA-binding transcription factor activity.